Molecule: messenger RNA, 1108 nt
Organism: Porites evermanni
Lineage: Eukaryota; Metazoa; Cnidaria; Anthozoa; Scleractinia; Poritidae
Source: the annotation of a GenBank genome assembly
AUGGCCAGAAGCAAAUGGCGAAGUGGAACGCUUCAUGAAAACAUUUGGGAAGGUGCUCCGAUCUGCACAUCUAACUGGAGAGAACAGGUGUACCAGUCCCUACGAAACUAUCGAGCAACUCCUCAUUGUACUACUGGUGUUGGUCCUUUCACCGCCCUCUUUGGAAGACCAGCCCUGCCCUACUCUGUUGCUUUUCCAUGCGAAACAGGUUUGAAACCAGCACUAAUGCGUGAGCUUGAUGCGCAACAGAAACUCUAGAUGAAUACUAUUCUGACAUACAGGUUGGAGAUACCGUGUUAGCAAAAACAACCAACUGACCUCAGUCAGUGCUGAAAGCUGAAGGAGGUGAUCGGAAGGUGACUCGUAAUUCUUCCCACUUUAAGAAGCUUGACCAAGACCAUGCAGAUCCAGUAUCAGUUGACACCAACUCAAGUGCAGACCCAGUAUCACUUGACACCAACUCAAGUGCAGACCCAGUAUCAGUUGACACCAACUCAAGUGCAGACCCAGUAUCAGUUGACACCAACUCAAGUGCAGACCCAGUAUCAGUUGACAUCAGCUCAAGUGCAGACCCAGUAUCAGUUGACGCCAACUCUAUUAUUGCAGACCCAGUAUCACCUGACACCAACUCAAGUGCAGACCUAGUAUCAGUUGACACCAACUCAAGUGCAGACCCAGUAUCAGUUGACAUCAGCUCAAGUGCAGACCCAGUAUCAGUUGAUACCAACCCAAGUGUAGACCCAGUAUCAGUUGACAUCAGCUCAAGUGCAGACCCAGUAUCACCUGACACCAACUCAAGUGCAGAACCAGUAUCAGUUGACACCAACUCAAAUGCAGACCCAGUAUCAGUAGACACCAGCUCAAGUGCAGACCCAGUAUCAACACCAACUCAAGUGCAGACCUAGUAUCAGUUGACACCAACCCAAUUGCAGGCCCAAUGUCACUUGCCAACACCUCAAGUGCAGACCCAGUAUCAGUUGACAUCAACUGGAGUGCAGAGCCAGUGUCAGUUGACACUAACUCAAGUGCAGACCCAAUAUCAGUUGACAUCAGCUCGUGUGCAGACCCAGGAUCAGUUGACACAAACUCAAGUGCAGACCCAGUGUGA